CAGAUAAAGAUGUGCUGACAGAAGUCAGAAAGAGCUUUAUUACUGUUUUUAAGUAACGGAGAUGGCGUCAGGUUGGCAGUUACGAAGCUUGAGGUAGUUAAAGGUGUCAAACAUAUUUAUGUCUUUACUUUUCCUUCUCAGCUUCCCGUUCUCAACAGCGUUUGUUUGGUGCGUCAGAUGGCGCUGCCUGCAUGCGGAAGAGAAACCAAGGAACACCGGGAAUGUCACGAAUCGGAAACCUCCAGCCGUCGUGCUUUUCUGCUCAGACAGUCGGUGUAUUUUACUCAAAGAAGCUCAAGAACAAGGUUUGGCUGGUAACAUGGGUUAGCUAAGGUGCACGCCGCAUCCAACGGGUAUUUUAUCACCAUCAUCUUCAUCUCUAAGACCACAAACGACUGCCAACCCGAUGCAUCCCUUCAGUUCACUUCGGUCCCAGUUUACAGAUACUGACAUGGACUAUGAGAGGCCUAAUGUCGAGACCAUUAAAUGUGUGGUGGUGGGAGACAAUGCUGUGGGCAAAACUCGUCUGAUUUGUGCCCGUGCGUGUAACGCCACUCUUACACAGUACCAGCUCCUCGCCACCCAUGUGCCCACUGUCUGGGCCAUUGACCAGUAUAGAGUCUGUCAAGAGGUUCUGGAACGCUCCAGAGAUGUAGUGGACGAUGUUAGCGUAUCUCUUCGAUUAUGGGACACCUUUGGAGACCAUCACAAAGACCGCCGCUUCGCUUAUGGCAGGUCAGAUGUGGUGGUCCUGUGCUUCUCCAUUGCCAACCCCAAUUCUCUGUUUCACGUGAAGACCAUGUGGUACCCGGAGAUCAAGCACUUCUGCCCUCGUGCCCCGGUCAUCCUGGUGGGCUGCCAGUUAGACCUGCGUUACGCUGACCUGGAGGCUGUUAACAGGGCAAGGAGACCUCUUGCCAGACCCAUCAAAGCGAACGAGAUUCUUCCUCCUGAGAAGGGACGUGAGGUGGCCAAAGAGUUGGGCGUGCCGUAUUACGAGACCAGCGUGGUGGCUCAGUUUGGAGUGAAGGACGUGUUUGACAAUGCCAUCCGCGCUGCUCUCAUCUCACGGCGCCACCUGCAGUUCUGGAAAUCUCACUUGCGGGAUGUCCAACGGCCUCUCCUGCAGGCACCCUUCCUGCCUCCCAAACCUCCUCCGCCCGUUAUAGUCAUCCCUCCGCCCCCUUCCACCACCGAGGAGCAUCCAGGCCAGCUGCUGGAGGAGCCGCUGUGUGCUGAUGUGGUUCUGGUCCUCCAGGAGAACCAGCGAGUCUUCGCUCAUAAGGUCUACCUCGCCACAGCCUCCUCAAAAUUCUACGACCUUUUCCUCCAGGAUGUGAAGGCCGAGGCUGACUGUAAGCAACCCACCGGACGGGAGCCUCCCACACGGGCGGCCAGCUUUGACAUGUGUGAGAGCAGCGAUGAAGAAAGCAGGGUCAACCUCAGGGCCUGCAUCAGUGACGGGACCGCCGCAGACUCCGAUGGGAUCCUGGAGGGCGGACGUGGGGGGAGGCUUUUGUCGUCUUUGGGUCGGGCUUUCGUCAGUAUCAGGAGAGAAACAGUCCAGGACCCCGUCACGUUCAUCUCCCGGCUGAUGACGGUGGUGCACAUGGACCCUUCGGUGCUGCUCGGGCCGUUUCGUGUAGUCAUGCGUUACCUUUACACAGGACAGCUGGAUGAACACGAGAAGGACCUGAUGCACAUCGCACACAUCGCUGAGCUGCUGGAGGUGUUUGACUUGCGCAUGAUGGUCGCCAACAUCCUCAACAAUGAGGCCUUCAUGAAUCAGGAAAUCACAAAGGCUUUCCAUGUGCGACGGACCAACCGGGUGAAGGAAUGCCUGGCUAAAGGAACUUUCUCAGAUGUGGUGUUUAAACUGGAUGAUGGUACCGUUCAGGCCCAUAAACCUCUGCUCAUCUCCAGCUGUGAUUGGAUGGCAGCCAUGUUUGGAGGGCCUUUUGUCGAGAGCUGUACUAAAGAGGUGUUGUUCCCAAACACGACCCGUAGUAGCAUGCAGGCAGUGCUGGAGUAUCUCUACACGGGACGCUUCUGCUCCAGACCUGACCUGGACGCCAUGGAGCUCAUUAUCCUGGCUAAUCGCCUUUGCCUGCCUCACCUGGUCGCCCUCACAGAACUGCAUACCGUGACUGUUCUGAAGGAGGCUGCCGCCAUGGGCACAGACAUCGACGGAGAUGUGCUGGUGUAUCUGGAGAUGGCUCAGUUCCACUGUGCCUACCAGCUCACCGAUUGGUGCCUUCACCACAUCUGCACCAACUACAACAACGUGUGCCGCAAAUUCCCCAGAGACAUGAGGGCCAAAUCAGCAGAGAACCAAGAAUACUUUGAGAAGCACCGCUGGCCUCCAGUCUGGUACCUGAAGGAGGACGACCACUACCAGAGAGCUCGGAAAGAGCGGGAAAAGGAGGACUACCUGUCCCAAAAACGCCAAAACAAGCGUAAAUGGCUGCUGUGGAAUCUUCCGCCCUCCCCUUCGAACCCCUCUUCGUCGUCCUCAUCCUCCUCUUCCUCAGGCUCCUCUGCUAUUAUUUGAAGAGACGAGGGUGAAGCCUUAUAGAUGGAGAAACGGUGAAGGUGCAGUGAACAGAUCCUCCAGUCUUUCUGCUCUCCUCACAGCUGGUUUCAGAUCAACAUCUCAUCAGUCGUGCUUUGAAGUUCUUGGUGCUUGAAGUCCUGCACUUGGACACAGGACACGGCCGCCAAAAAGGUCUAGAGGUGAAAUGUUUACCAAAUGUGACUACAGUCGUUAAGCAUUUCAUCUCAAAACAAUGAAGAAACUUUGCCGUGUUUUAGUGGUUCUCAGCUGAUUUUACUUUGGGCAACAGUCAAAAAUUGUUUAUCAUUAAAAAACCUACUGAAUUGA
Molecule: messenger RNA, 2881 nt
Organism: Onychostoma macrolepis
Lineage: Eukaryota; Metazoa; Chordata; Actinopteri; Cypriniformes; Cyprinidae
Gene: rhobtb2b
Product: Rho related BTB domain containing 2b
Exons: 11
Coding region: 407-2551 (714 amino acids)
Biological process (GO): proteasome-mediated ubiquitin-dependent protein catabolic process; regulation of proteolysis; small GTPase-mediated signal transduction
Cellular component (GO): cytoplasm
Molecular function (GO): GTPase activity; ubiquitin protein ligase binding; GTP binding
Source: RefSeq, a predicted model, not a curated record